CCAAGUUAAGUUCAGUGUAGUUUUCAGCACCGGGUGGAUUACGCCAUGGCGUAACGUGCGGUGAUUGUGGAUUGUGAAUAUUGAGAUUUUUUCCCUCCCGGGGAACACCGGGACUAUCCUUGACCCAAAUCUUGAAAGAACUACACGGUUUCUGUCAGCAAUAUUAAAAAAGAGGGAGCUUGGAAGGGAAAAAGUUUUGCGGCGAGGGCGCAAAAAGCAGGGUGAAUUCAGUGAGUGGGGGACAUUAAGCUAAACCAAAAUUUAGUGAAUGUUAAACUAGAGUUUGCCAAUGACGUGAGUUGCAAGACCGCUAAAAUCAAGAUGGAUGUCGUCUGAAAAAAGUGCUGGGACUGGAAACGAGAAUGGCUAUACAUUCUCAAAAUUUCGUAAAAUACAUCGUGGUUUUGUUGUAUUUAGUCCAGUUCAUCAACGGAUCGUCGCAUUUUUUGCGAAACGUCGACAAUGCCAUGUAUCGGCACAGAAGGAGUUACGAGCUUCGUCGGAAAGGAAAAGAAAGUGUUGUAGAUAGCAAUUCGGUGAAAAGUGUGUCAAAUGGCAAUAAGUCUGGAGUUUUUGCAACGGAAAAUUGCACUGUGGUCGUCGCACAAAUUGGAGGGACGGCGACGUUGCCUUGCGUCGUUAGAAAAUUCAAUAAUGGUGUCGUCUCGUGGAUUCGCAAACGGGAUUAUCACCUCCUGACAGUCGGUCCAACGACAUACAAUACCGACGACCGCUUCUUGGUGGAACAUGUUCGACAUCUGCAAAACUGGGGUCUGCUUAUCAAGCACGUGCAGCUCUCGGAUGCCGGCUUCUACGAGUGCCAAAUGUCGACUCAUCCACCCACAAGUAUUCUCAUCGAACUCAAGGUCACUAAGGCCUUAGCGGAAAUCCAGGGUGCCCCCGACUUGUACAUGCGAGCGGGGUCGUUGCUUCGCUUAGUUUGUACCUUGCGGCACUCGACGGAGCCGCCCGCCUACGUUUUCUGGUAUCACGAGCAGAAAAUGAUUAACUACGACCCGGGGGUGACCGUCAAGGAGGGCCGCUCCUCCAGCGUGCUCCUGCUCCAGGACGCCGAUAAGAGCCACAACGGCAACUACACUUGCAGCCCCUCCAACGCGGUGCCCGCAUCCAUUAACGUCCACGUCCUUAACGCCACUGCAGAGGAGAAACCAGCUGCCAUGCAGCACGCCAACACCAGCUCAUCCUCGUCGUAUUCCUUCGCCAGGUGCAGCAUUCUUCUCAUUGCCCUCAUUCCCGUGAUACCAAACACGUGAUCCUGACAAGGGACGGGAUAUAUGGACUAUUUGUGAUGUUUUACAAGUGAUAUCAUGGUACUUCGUAAGCCUAACUCAACUUUGUAAAUUUGUAAAUAUUUGUUUAUAAACGUUCAACUAAAAUUGGAAUAUUUAUCAUUGUAUCAUUGCCAAACACUUCCAUGUAAUAUUACUAUGUCAAAUAAUUCGAUUUUAUUUUUAUUGAAUAAACGAUUCAAUAUUAA
Messenger RNA from Tribolium castaneum (red flour beetle), 1498 nucleotides. Its product is annotated as lachesin. The record is from RefSeq and is a predicted model, not a curated record. NCBI's taxonomy places the organism in Eukaryota, Metazoa, Arthropoda, Insecta, Coleoptera, Tenebrionidae. Gene Ontology annotation, biological process: synapse organization. Bases 363 to 1274 code for a protein of 303 amino acids. The transcript has 6 exons. Gene Ontology annotation, cellular component: neuron projection membrane.